CGCAAAUCUGUAUGAAUUUCCCAGCUAUGAAUAGUCCCUCAGAAAAUGAUGUGGCAGCCUUCAGUGAUGAAAAACAAGCUUCCUCACCGAGUGGUGAUGAGGUGAACAGAGAGAGAGAGAGCUCCAGCAGCAGCACUCUCUCCCCGCCGCCCACACUCCCUGGACCGGACGCUCUGCAGGCAGCUGGAUCGGGAUGCGUCCGUCUCCUGGUGCUGCUUGAGAUGAAGAUAAGACGACGACGGUGAAGUGGCGGCGGUGCUCGUUUAGCGGUGAAUGCGUUCCUCCUCGGUGCGAUCUGAGCAAAACGCAGCGGGUUAAAACCGCCCAACAGUCAGAGAGGAUCCGGGUUUCAGCCACACUGUCUGUCUGCUGUCAACUGUUGCUUAUUUCCUCUGUAAAUGAAUCUUGUAAGGUUUAUGAACAACCGUGUUCCUCCUAACAAGAGAUACCAGCCCACUGAAUAUGAGCAUGCUGCCAACUGUGCCACGCAUGCGUUAUGGAUAAUCCCCAGCCUACUGGGCAGCUCAGUGUUGCACUUCCAGUCAGAGGACCAAUGGGAGCGGCUGUCUGCCUGGGUUUAUGGGGCGGGGCUCAGUUCGCUCUUCAUCAUCUCGACUCUUUUCCAUACCGUGGCCUGGAAGAAGAGCCACCUACGGUCUGUGGAGCACUGUUUCCACAUGUGUGACAGGAUGGUGAUCUAUUUCUUCAUUGCUGCCUCCUAUGCCCCUUGGUAAACAACCCACUAAGUCU
This is a messenger RNA of Amphiprion ocellaris (clown anemonefish), 750 nucleotides long. RefSeq names its product monocyte to macrophage differentiation factor 2-like. The record is from RefSeq and is a predicted model, not a curated record. Lineage: Eukaryota; Metazoa; Chordata; Actinopteri; Pomacentridae. Gene Ontology annotation, cellular component: membrane. The coding region runs from base 399 to 734 and encodes 111 amino acids. The transcript is spliced from 4 exons.